AUGGAAGAUGCAAAGUCGAUUGACACUCCAAUGCCUACAAAUGGAAAAUUGGAAAGGAAUGAAAAUGGUAAGGAUGUUGACAUGAAGAAGUAUAGAGGUAUGAUUAGUUCUCUUCUAUAUCUCACUACAUCUAGGCCGAAUAUUAUUUUUAGCGUGUGUAUGUGCGCUCGUUAUCAAUCGGCUUCUAAGGAAUCUCAUUUAAAAGCCGUAAAACACAUUCUUAGAUAUAUUCAUGAUACUUCUAAGUAUGAGCUUUGGUAUUCUAAGGGAAGCGAUUGUAAUUUGGUUGGUUAUACCGAUUCCGAUUUUGCCGGUUGCAAAUCGGAUAGGAAGAGUACUACUAGAACUUUCCACAUGUUUUCAAAUUCCUUAGUAAGUUGGCAUAGUAAGAAAAAGGUUUUCGUUGCUUUGUCAGCUUCCGAGGCGGAAUACGUAGCGAGUGAUAGUUAUUAUACUCAAAUUUUGUGGCUUAAACAACAACUACUUGAUUUUGAUAUUAAACUACAAUGUAUUCCUAUUAUGUGCGACAACACUAGUACUAUUAAUCUAACCAAAAAAUUGGUGCUACACUCUCUCAUUAAGAAUAUUGAGAUCCGUCACCCCUUCCUACAUGACCAUGUUGAGAAAUGA
This is a messenger RNA of Lathyrus oleraceus (garden pea), 630 nucleotides long. Its product is annotated as secreted RxLR effector protein 161-like. The transcript has a single exon. The coding region runs from base 1 to 630 and encodes 209 amino acids. NCBI's taxonomy places the organism in Eukaryota, Viridiplantae, Streptophyta, Magnoliopsida, Fabales, Fabaceae. The record is from RefSeq and is a predicted model, not a curated record.